CACCUUUAAGGUACUGUGUGGUACACAUUUGUACUUUUUAGGUAGUAAUGUGUGCCUUUAAGAAGCUGUUAGGAAGAACAUUUUAACUUUCAAAAAAGUACCGCCCUAGGGACAGAUCUUUAUUUCUCAUUACACUCAGCAGUCUCAUAAAGGAACUGAGUAAGUCAUUUCAUAAUUUGUCGGUCGUCAGCUAGCAGGCAUGGAUAAGUUAAAAUCUUUAUUCAGCUUCGCUCAGAAACAGGAGACCAGUUUAGGAUUCGGACUUAUUUCUAUCAUAACUGUGGGAAGCGAGCACGUCUUCUCGGUCUUUGCUUUUAAGUGCCCUUGCAAUGAUUGGAACUUCGUGUAUGGCAACGUCUGCCUCCUCGUGCCCGCAGCUGCACUGCUCAUCCUAAGUUACAUGUUGAGCAACAAAACAUGGAAAUUAUUCACCGGUCUGUGCUACAGGAGAUCGAGACUAUGUCGUUUUAAUUAUACGUUUGGCUUUCUGUGCGUUUUUCUUCAAAUCACCGUGACUGCAAUGGUUGCACCUCUCAGCUGGAUCGCAGUCGCUCUGCUUAAAGGAGAGUUUUUCGAGUGUUCAAUGACUGGCGCCAACUUUACCCUCUUCAGACGUCACAUUUGCAGCGAUAAGUAUCCUCACUGUCGAACAGACCUGGAGAAGUUCCCCUGUGCUAGCACUGCCACUGGAAUCCCGCAAAAUGAGAGAGAAGCUGUUCUGUCCCUCAUACGAGCAGAGUCACAGGUGCUUGGCUGGACCCUGAUAGCUUCUGUCAUGCUGUUCACCUUCCUGCUCACAUGCAUGGCCAGAUGCUACUCUCCAAUCAGUUACAUGCAGCUGAAGUUUUGGAAGAUGUACACUCAGAAGGAGAGUGACUUUUUGGACAGCUACACAUCUCAACAUGCCGAGAAUCUUGCUAAGAGAAACAUAACCAGUUUCUUUGAGUUAACCAAACCCAUUCCUAUAAAGAGCCCUCCAAGACAGGCCUGGGAGAAGGUCUCGAGGUUCUACAAGUACCAAAACAUGAACCAAUACUACAGCAUCCUGCACAAGUAUGUGUGCACUUGUGAGGACCUUGAAAACCCAGCCUCAAGAGGUUCAGUGAGGUCUGAAAAUGAUUUCUCAAAUCCAGCAGCACUUGCAUUUGUAGAUGAGAGCAAAAUGGUCCUGUAGAUAUGCACACAUCCUUUCCUUUUUACUCUUUACCAUGUGUUUGUGGUCAAAUGUAACAGAACUUCUAUUUUUUGACUGUUCCUUUUUAAGUUUCGUAGUUCUACUCUCUUUUUAACACAUUGAAACAUUCAUUUUUAUAUUACUUUUUUCUUUAAACAUUUUUAUAUGAACAAUACUUAACCUUGCUUAUGGCAAAUGAGUGUAUGUUUGAAUGUAGUUUUCUCAUACAUUUGUGUUCGAACCGUGCUAUUUUUAGCGUACAAAUACAAAUAAAAAAUGCAUUGUAAAAGUU
Molecule: messenger RNA, 1466 nt
Organism: Danio rerio (zebrafish)
Lineage: Eukaryota; Metazoa; Chordata; Actinopteri; Cypriniformes; Danionidae
Gene: calhm6
Product: calcium homeostasis modulator family member 6
Biological process (GO): monoatomic cation transmembrane transport
Cellular component (GO): membrane
Source: RefSeq, marked predicted